Aspergillus ruber CBS 135680 is the source of this 1237-nucleotide messenger RNA. Its product is annotated as PHD finger protein. NCBI's taxonomy places the organism in Eukaryota, Fungi, Ascomycota, Eurotiomycetes, Eurotiales, Aspergillaceae. The record is from RefSeq and is a predicted model, not a curated record. The coding region runs from base 451 to 1128 and encodes 225 amino acids. The transcript has a single exon.
AAAAGAAGAAACCAGAAAAUGCGAUGUUGCCCUGUCUGGACGUCCUUGGCGUCGAUCACGGGAUCGAGAUCACGGGACUUGCUAGCUUCGGAGUAAUCUCGGCUGUCAGUUCGGCUACCCGUUUCUUUACUUCUUCCACCAUCAUCGAUCAUGUCUUAAGACGUUAUUGAACGAAAUGCUUCGAAUUCCUACAGAUAUUGAUCCUAAUUAUAAUGCCUCCGGUCAUGCAGGCCAGGGUAAACGGUUGAACAAACCGACAACACCGGUAACAUCAAGAUUAAUGUCCGCAGGUCCAGUACACGCUUUGACGCUGUCAGAAACGGAUCGGAGUAAUAUCUACUAUGAAUGGAUCAGUGAGUCACGCAUAUUAGUAUCCUUGCUGGUUCUUGGCUUGCUAAGACACUUGCAGAAGCUGGAAAACCUCACAAUCUCGUUUGCUCGCAAUGUCGGAUGCCAGACCAGUUACUGUUCUGCGAGACGUGCUGUAGAUCCUACCAUACAGGAUGUCUUGCAUUGAGCGAAGUCGCUGUAUUCCCAGGAAGCUUCCACUGCCCUUCAUGUAGGGACAAGAGCUGGGAUCGUCUUCCCCCUCAAUUCUCAAGACGGUCAUCACCGAAUGUAUCCCGAAGCACGACUCCUUCGGGCAGGGAUAGGAGCAGGCGGGGUAGUCCUUCACGGCUGGCCAAAACUAGCGGUCACGGAUCUCCAAUAGCUUCUGGGCCUCCCCUAGCUAGCUUCACUGGCCCGUCAGACCAUGCCUCCUCAAAUGAAUGGCAGGUUGCGCACGGUGCAGAGCAACGAUCCGAUCAUCCAUCUCAGGCUCUAUCUCAGGCUCGAUCCUUUCUUAUCGAGAACGGCGCGGCCUCCCAAGAACACAAUACAGUGGUUCUGUAUCGAAUAGCGGAUAUGAUAGAGCAGCUUGAAUCUCAGCAACGUCUGCUACAAGAGAUGCGAGAAUUGAGGGAAGAAAAUAUGCGUCUGCAUCACGUCAACCGAGAACUCAGAGCCUAUGCACACUCAAGAUCACCACAUGAGUCUGCAGUUAAUUCUCCUAUGCCAAAUAUACCAAGACCAGCAGCAGAUACGAGUGGGAAGUCCUGGGACAGGAUUGUGAUGGACUUGCUUUAGCCUCUACUUGGGUCUCCCGUGUUUGGGCCAUCCGGUUAUACUCACGACGGACCGUUAAUCCCUGUCCAGGUUCAUCUAUCUCGUCUGUGGCCUUAAUGUUUAAUGUUCA